This is a messenger RNA of Entrophospora candida, 432 nucleotides long. The record is from the annotation of a GenBank genome assembly. NCBI's taxonomy places the organism in Eukaryota, Fungi, Glomeromycota, Glomeromycetes, Entrophosporales, Entrophosporaceae.
AUGCUCUUUAUUGAUGAAAUUCAUACAACUUCCCAAUUUAAAAAAAACAGGCAAGCAAAUUGGCCACAAUUAGAAGAAGCUCUAGCACUUUGGUUUGAUCAGGAUAUAAAACAUAAUCUUACAAUUUCAGGAGAUAUUCUUAAAACAAAAGCUCAAGCACUAGCUAAACUUAUAAAUAUAAAUGAUUUUAAAGGUAGUGAUGGGUGGCUCUCUCAUUUUAAACAUCAACAUCAUAUUUAUUCAGUAACUAAUCAAGGUGAGUUAGCAUCUGCUCCACUUGAAUUGUUACCACAAUAUCCUCGUGGUGAAACCUCCGAUGGUGAAGAUAGUAUUGAAUUAGAGUUGCAAAAUAUUAUAAAUGAAUAUUAUAGAGAAUCACAACCAGUUGAGGACUAUAUUAAUCACGAAUCCAAGUAUGAAUGCCUUCAUUAG